UUGUCGGUGCGCGAGGGAGACGGAUGCGCUUGUUGAAAAAUGGACUGCGCACUUACCUCGCGGGCUCUCACGUCGACGCAUCUGAAAACAUCCCCCUCUCAGUGAUGCUGGCUGAUGCGGCGAGGAGCGGGUCUGCCGGAGGAGCGCGGUGCCACGCAUCGUGGUGCUUUUGCAUUUUUACGCAGCUGCUCAGCCUCUUCGUCCUCUAAUCAAACAGCAUCACAUGCAGCUGGAAAGCACUUUACCGCUUCAGAUAAACUGUGUUUGGGUGAAUGCCGCAGCCGACAGGAUUUGGAGCAGAUCUGGAGGCCAGCAUGCGCGGAUCGGAGGAGGUUUUUGUAACACUCGCGCAUCGUAUUUAGUGGAUUUUGGCUCUUAACAUAGAUUUAAAGACUCGGCCAUGGCUGAUGAGAGCAGCCUGUCCCGGCAGAUAGGGAGUGUGGAGAGGAGCAUGGUGUUCCUCAGGCAGGAGCACCUCACUUUACUCCACGGCCUCCACCUGGAGAUCCUCUCCCUGCAGAAACGAUGCACAGAACUGACGAGUGAACUAAAGGUGAAGCCUCCGGGCAGAAGCCAAAUAGAGUUACAGGAGGAAGAGGAGCUCCUGGAGGCUCGUUGUUGGGACCUGGAAAGCCGUCUGUCCGAGCAGGAGUGCUCCUUAGGAGAGCUUCGAAAGGAGCUGACUCAUAAAGGGGCUUUGGUGGGAGCCCUCCGAGCCAAUCUCAAGGAAAAGGAGCGCCAUUUCCUGGAGGAGCUCAAACGCCGCAGCCACUGCUCCACCAUCCUCAACACGGAGCUGCAGAAACAAACAGAGGCAGCAGCGUACCUCUCCUUCCAGCUGCAUGCUGCCCGGCAGAAACUGCACCACCAGCGGAUGCAGCAGAGGCAGGGACUACUCGCCCGAGCAAACAGUCAGGGGGCCCAGUAUGGUGCCGAGCAGAACUCCGUUUCUCCACAGAUGCCGUCAGGAGCCUCCCCUUCCUCUCCUGUGGUCAAACCCAAGCGUAAGAGUACGAGGGUGUCUUCCAGAGUGGAGCGCGCCCGUGAGUGUGUGCCCAUAGAGAAGGUGAUGGGCCCCGCAGAGCCCACAGCGAUGCCAGACCCUGCACUCUUCCUUCACCCUCGGAGGCACAGGGCUCGCUCCAGGCACACUGGGGCACAAAGACAGCCUCCACUGGGGCUAGAGAAGGAGGAUGAGGAGGAAGGAGGUGGGGAGGGGCCAGUGGAGCACCAGGGUGAAGCUGGCAGACUGGUGUCUUCAGCCGCAGCACCUCCUGCUGCUGAGACGAAGGCAGAUUAGCGACUACUGUGACCUGUGCUUUUAACUGAUCACCGUAUGAUAAUCUCCUGUCAGACUGUUAAUGCUGUUAACUGUUGUUCUGCACCUUGACUGAGUUGAUACAAAGACUGGUUUUAGCUAAUUACAUUACACUUAUCAUAGACACUUUUUUAAUAUGGACUUUGAUAUAACCUUAAAUAACUUGCAAAGCAAAACUCAGUGUCACUUUACGUCAGUCUUAAAAAGUUAAUUAUCUGUUUACACUGGUGUCAUAUGCUCAGAAAACUGUGGCAGCCCCUUUUUUGAUCUGUGGUGAUGAUGAGUGGUAGCAGCCAUUUUAGGUGGACUAUAAACCAACGUGUUGUGUAGCCCAACCAACUGUGAGCUUUCAAGGCUGACCAUAAAUCAACUGUGUGACCAAA
Messenger RNA from Plectropomus leopardus (leopard coralgrouper), 1701 nucleotides. RefSeq names its product coiled-coil domain containing 92Ba (gene ccdc92ba). The record is from RefSeq and is a predicted model, not a curated record. NCBI's taxonomy places the organism in Eukaryota, Metazoa, Chordata, Actinopteri, Perciformes, Serranidae.